Messenger RNA from Cajanus cajan (pigeon pea), 1651 nucleotides. RefSeq names its product BSD domain-containing protein. Gene Ontology annotation, cellular component: cytoplasm. Lineage: Eukaryota; Viridiplantae; Streptophyta; Magnoliopsida; Fabales; Fabaceae. The record is from RefSeq and is a predicted model, not a curated record.
GAUGUUAGUUGCUAGUUACCCCCACGCGUUCUCAUAUUCUCACAGUAUGUAUAUGUUUACAUAUUCUCAAAUCAUUCCCUCACACACUCUCUGCAUUCCUCAUGAAUUUCUUCGCAUCCGUUUUCUCCGACGAUCCAGGCCCUUCCGACAAUGACCCCUCCGGCGCCGCCCAAAUCAGAAUCCACAGUCUCUGGAAAACCCUAAGCGCCAAAUCCGAAUCCAUCAUCGAGACCUACCGCCGCGACCUCCAGGAAUUCGGCACCGGCCUCAAGAAGGAGAUAGAGGUUGCUCACGGUUCCCUCGAGACGGUGGGCAACGCCAUUGACCACUUCGGGAACACCGUCGUCAAGGGAACCGCUCAGAUCAUGUCUCACGGCAAGGACGCCAUCCUCCAUUCCGACGACGACAAAAAAAUUAACAACAGCACCGGAAAGGGUUUCAAUUCGAAACGGUAUAGUAGGUUUGACGCUCAGGUUCGUGCCAUUCAGGGUGACGUUAGCACUUACUCCGAAGUGCCCCAGGAUUUGGACGAGUUUAAUAACUGGAAGUCGGGGUUUUCGCUGGAAGGGAAGUGGGACGAAAUGGAAGGGUUUCUGAGAGAGAAUGAGGCUAUGGAGAGUGUUUAUAAAAGGUUUGUUCCUAGUGUUGUUGACCGUGACAUGUUUUGGUUUAGGUAUUAUUAUAGGGUUUAUAAGUUUAAGAAAGCUGAGGAUGUCAGGGCGAGGCUCGUGAGGAAGAUGUCCAGGGAAGAGGAGAAUUUGAGUUGGGAUCUUGAUGAUGAUGAUGAUGAUGAUGAUGAUGGAGAUGUGGGUGGUGAUGGAACAAAGAGGUCGAAUGUGGAAGAGGUGCAAAGCAAGGGACUCGGUAACAAGAAGGAUGAGUGUGUUGAAGAAUCAAAAGUUGACAAGAGUGAAGAGGCUGUUGAGAAUAAGGGUGAUGGGAGCAAGAAAAGUAGUAUUCAUGAAGUGGAUAACACUGGGAAUAGAAAUGAUUCUAUUUCCGGUGUGGAUUCUGAUGAGAAGCUGGUAAUGAAAAGGAAGGUUGAUGAUGGAAAAGCUCCACCGGUUGCAAGUCAGCACUUGGGGAAUGAGAAUGAGAAGGAGGAGGAGGAGGACUUUGAAUGGGAUGAGAUUGAGAAUUUUAGUAGAAUUGACGGUGAAGGGAAGGGGGCUAGGACGGGUAGCCCAAGCAAAGUUGAUUUGCGAAAGCGCCUCAGUGUUCCACAAGAACAAGAAGAUGAAGACUUGAGUUGGGACAUUGAAGAUAAUGAUGAGCCUGCUAAGGCAUGAGAUAUUGGGCUGCAAUUUCGUGGGAAUUAUACAUGUAAGUGUGGUUUUAAUAUUAGAAACUAGCAUUCUCUUUUUGUUUUCAUAAUUUUAUAAAUUUCUUAGGAGUGUCACUAUUCCACAUUUUUAAAUCUAUGAAAAGCAACUACUUUUAUUGAUAUACCCCUUUUUAAUUUUAUUAAAUGUUUUUUGUUUUGGAUACACCUCAAAAUAUGGUGACUGCAAACAGACACUUGGGUGAUAUCGUCUUCCUUACUGUUUCUUUUAUUUGAUAACUUAUGAACCAGUGAUAAUUAUGGGUGGUCACUGGCAUGAAAAUCUGUCCAUUUUGUAAGUAAUUGGAUAUAGCUCCUUCACGUGGUGAA